Molecule: messenger RNA, 1554 nt
Organism: Exophiala aquamarina CBS 119918
Lineage: Eukaryota; Fungi; Ascomycota; Eurotiomycetes; Chaetothyriales; Herpotrichiellaceae
Exons: 1
Coding region: 1-1554 (517 amino acids)
Biological process (GO): carotene catabolic process
Molecular function (GO): carotenoid dioxygenase activity
Source: RefSeq, a predicted model, not a curated record
AUGGCGCACGUUACCCCCAGUACCAUCUUUCCGAAGAUGUUUACUGUAAGUCCCUGGAACCAAGACCACACGCGUUUUGAGGGCGAAGUUUUCUCGCUCGAGAUUGAGGGAAAAUUACCUAGCGAUUUGCACGGGGCGUUUUUCCGUGUGCAGCCAGAUACUGUGUUUCCGCCGUUGUUCGAAGACGACAUCCCUCUGAACGGAGACGGGAACGUGUCGAGUUUUUAUUUCAAAGACGGCCACGUCGACUUCAAGCAGCGAUAUGUUCGCACGCCCAAGUUCCUGGCCGAGCGGUCUGCAAGGAAGGCUCUAUUCGGCCGAUAUCGCAACAAGUACACGGAUGACCCUCGCGUCCGUAACGUCUUGACCAGGACGACCGCGAACACACACGUCAUCUACCACGCCGGCAAGUUGAUGGCCAUCAAGGAAGACGCCCUGCCAUAUGAGAUCGACGCAACCACCCUCGAAACCAUCGGUCCCGUCGACUACAAUGGCACGCUGAAGAGUCCCACCCACACGGCCCAUCCAAAGGCUGACCCGGAGACUGGAGAGCUGAUUGCCUACGGUUACGAAGCCAAGGGUGAUGCGACUGAAGAUAUUUGCUACUUCAUUGUGGAUAAGCACGGAAAAGUGUCAGAGGAAUUUUGGUUUAAACAACCUUGGACGUGCAUGAUCCAUGACUUCUGGGUGACCAAGAACUACGUGAUCUUUCCCAUCAACGGCAUUCGAGCCAGCCUCGACAACAUUAAAGCGGGGCUUGACCACUUCUACUACGAUGACGACCUGGACCACCAGCUAUUGGGUGUCAUCCCACGUUAUGGCGCCACACCCGAGGAUGUCAAGUGGUUCCGCGCGCCCGAGGGCUGCUUCUCACACACCAUCAACAGCUACGAAGAGGAUGGCAAGAUCAUCCUCGACGCGUCCGUGUGGUCGCACAACCUAUUCCCCUUCUUCCCCAACAAGGAAGGCGUGCGGUUCGCAAAGGAUCCCAGCACAUUGCGGGCGCCCGUGUACCGGUUCCGCUUUGAUCCUAAGGCCGACCCAGAAAAGACAGUCUACCCGGAAGCCAAGCUGAUCGAGGGUGUCAACGAAUUCGGUAGGAUCGAUGACCGCCUGUUCGGCAAGCCGUACACCCGCUUCUGGAUCCUCAGCGCUGACACCAGCCGGCAGCAGUACCAAAACAACGCUGCGACCCAGACCGGGCUGAACACGCUGGUCAUGCACAACUUCGAGACCGGCGAGACGCAGCGCUACUACCAUGGCGACGACACCACGUUCCAGGAGCCGGUCUUUGUGCCUCGCAACCCCGACUCCGAACCAGAUGACGGCUACAUCGUCAUCCUGGUGGAUUUGUACAAGACAAACCGAUGCGAUCUCUUGCUGUUCGAGGCCCGAAACAUCCAGGCCGGGCCCAUUGCGACGAUGAAGUUGCCGCUCAAGCUGCUGGAUGGGCUGCACGGCAGCUGGGUCGGUGGUGAGGAGUAUGAGUUCGCGUCCGGAAAGCGCCCAGCGGAGACGAACGCUUCCAAUGACGUAAAUGGUGCUGCACAUUGA